Oncorhynchus keta (chum salmon) is the source of this 3240-nucleotide messenger RNA. Its product is annotated as acetyl-coenzyme A transporter 1-like. Gene Ontology annotation, molecular function: acetyl-CoA transmembrane transporter activity. The record is from RefSeq and is a predicted model, not a curated record. The transcript has 9 exons. The coding region runs from base 162 to 1808 and encodes 548 amino acids. Gene Ontology annotation, cellular component: membrane. NCBI's taxonomy places the organism in Eukaryota, Metazoa, Chordata, Actinopteri, Salmoniformes, Salmonidae.
AAUGAACUGAAGUUUGACACGUCAGCCGAAGCACUCGGACACAUUUCGACGUUACACAAAUACACGUCCUCGCUCUCAGCAAAACAAUCUGCCGAUGUUAGCGGGUGAAGGCUAAAUAGGUUUCCAGAGGGUAGAGCUGGUUUGAUGCCCUCAGUGCCACAAUGGAGCUCUCUGACUCAGUCACACAUAAGAACGGGCGGCAGAGGAAGCACGUUGUCCCCCAGGGGGACAUGAGGGACGGGGACAGGGUUCUCAACACUACCCCUGACAUGGAGGUGGAGGGGGAGGCGCUCCACCGAGGAUCCGACGCGGAGGACAACGGACAUCCCAGGGUGCGGCCUGGGAUCAGAGGGGAGCUGGGGAACGUGUCUCUGCUACUCUUCCUUUAUGUCCUCCAGGGCAUCCCUCUGGGCCUGGCCGGGAGCAUCCCUCUCAUCCUGCAGAGUAAGAACGUCAGCUACAAGGACCAGGCCUUCUUCAGCUUUGUCUUCUGGCCCUUCAGUCUCAAGCUGCUGUGGGCCCCGCUGGUUGACUCUCUCUACCUGAGCCGGUUUGGACGCCGGAAGUCGUGGCUGGUGCCCACCCAAUACCUGCUGGGUCUCUUCAUGCUGUACCUGUCGGUUACCGUGGAUACGCUGCUGAAAAGUGACGAGGGGCGGGGCCCCGACGUGGUGACCCUGACGGCGGUGUUCUUCAUGCUGGCCUUUCUGGCAGCCACCCAGGACAUAGCAGUGGAUGGCUGGGCUCUGACCAUGCUGUCUCGGGAGAACGUGGGCUACGCCUCCACAUGUAACUCUGUGGGACAGACGGCUGGCUACUUCCUAGGCAACGUCCUCUUCCUGGCCCUGGAGUCAGCUGACUUCUGCAACAAAUACCUGAGAGCAGAGCCUAAAGAGACUGGUAUCGUUACACUUUCAGACUUCCUGUUUUUCUGGGGUGUGGUGUUCCUGGUGUCGACCACGCUGGUGGCCAUUAUGAAGAAGGAGAACGCCAGGGGACAGCACGGGAGGAAGAAGGUCCGGGAGGAGACGCAGAGCGUCAUGGAAACAUACAAACUGCUGCUCUCCAUCAUCAAGAUGCCUGCCGUGUUCACCUUCUGUAGCCUGCUGCUCACUGCUAAGAUAGGUUUCUCUGCAGCAGAUGCAGUGACCGGUCUGAAGCUGGUUGAGGCAGGUGUUCCUAAAGAGCAGCUGGCAUUACUGGCAGUCCCCAUGGUUCCACUGCAGAUACUACUACCUCUCAUCAUCAGUAAAUACACCGCGGGACCACGACCACUAGACGUUUUCUACAAGGCCUUUCCCUUCAGGUUGUUGAUAGGUCUGGGGUAUGCUGUGUUGGUGUGGUGGACUCCCAGUUUAAAGCAGGAAGGGGGAUUCCCUCUCUACUACUAUACUAUAGUCCUGUUCAGCUACGCACUGCAUCAGGUGGCGCUGUACAGCAUGUAUGUGGCCUGUAUGGCUUUCCAUGCUAAAGUGAGUGACCCAGUGAUCGGUGGGACCUACAUGACCCUGCUGAACACGGUCACCAACCUAGGGGGCAAUUGGCCCUCCACCCUGGCAUUGUGGAUGGUCGACCCACUCACCUCUAAGGAGUGCCAGGGAGCCGUCGGACAGAGCUGUGGCUCCUCAGAGGAGGCUGGGCUGUGUGUAAAGGAGGGCGGUGUGUGUGUGACGUCGUUGGAUGGUUACUAUGUGGAGUCGGUGGUGUGUGUGUUGAUAGGACUAACGUGGUGGGUGAGGCUAGGGAAGAGGAUGAGAAGGCUACAGGACAAGAGCCCUGCAGCUUGGAGGUGCAGGAUCGGCCAAUGACAACGUUCACCCAGCUCCUGACCUGCACAACCCCUUUCCUGACUCCAGCAAGGCCAAUCGCCAGACAGCUACAGUCUGAUAUAAAAGCUUCCUCUCUUAUCUUUUCCUCUCGCUCACUUUCAGUUGGUCUAUGUUGGUCUUUCUCUGUCCCUCACUGUCCCUCUCAGUCCCUCUCUCAACCUUCUCUGAUGACUCUUAUCAGUCUCCAUUCUUCCCAACCUUCUCUUUCUCUGUCCCUCACUGUCCCUCACUGUCCCUCUCAGUCCCUCUCUCAACCUUCUCUGAUGACUCUUAUCAGUCUCCAUUCUUCCCAACCUUCUCUGAUGACUCUUAUCAGUCUCCAUUCUUCCCACCCUUCUCUGAUGACUCUUAUCAGUCUCCAUUCUUCCCAACCUUCUCUGAUGACUCUUAUCCGUCUCCAUUCUUCCCAACCUUCUCUGAUGACUCUUAUCUGUCUCCAUUCUUCCCAACCUUCUCUGAUGACUCUUAUCCGUCUCCAUUCUUCCCAACCUUCUCUGAUGACUCUUAUCUGUCUCCAUUCUUCCCAACCUUCUCUGAUGACUCUUAUCAGUCUCCAUUCUUCCCACCCUUCUCUUUCUCUGCCCGGUGUGUGUACAUUGUCCUUCAGCACUUAUUUCUUUGAAAUACCUGUAGCUGUGGUCUGGCUACCACAUGACUAUGGACCAUAACAGUGAAUAACAACAGUCCACUUCCUGCUGUUGUACCAUCACGUCUUUCACCAGGACUUCUUCCUGCUGUUGUACCAUCACGUCUUUCACCAGGACUUCUGCCCCUUGAACUACGUUAUGUCCCAUUGGAAAGAAAACAAAGAAGGAACUAUUGUUCUUGCUAGGGAAUAUUUACAGUAGACAUUUACUCUGGGAAAUCGAUGAUCCUUCUUCUCGUACCACAUUCUCGGUUUCUUAAACUAUUUCAUUAGACUAGUCACUUUGUCGUUAUUUGUGCCUUUGCUAGGUUCUUCAGACGGUCAUUAUAAAGUUGGCUGAUAUUUGAAAAGACUUUAAUUAUCAAUGGUCAUCAAAAAGCGCACCACAUUAAAUGUUGAGAUGUCGGCCUGCUUGAUUAACAGGUCGAUUGUGUCUGCAGCAUGGAGUCAGAAAUGCCAACUGUAUUGUUGAUGGGAACCCAUAGCCCCUUUGUCAGAAAUGCCUAAACUAUAACAGUACUGUUUUAAUAGAUGUCUGUCAUUUUGGGGGAUGACAACAGUAUUUUCUCUAAACCAGCAAUGAGAGGUCAGAGGUUGUGUGAAAGGGACCAGUCAGGUCUGGAUCUGGGAUCACUUAUAAUGGUUCUGUUUUGGAUUUGUGUGAUAGAAAUGAUCAUUUUUCUGUGUAUUUGUUGAAAUGAGGGGGGGGGUCUCUGCUGUGUUCCACAUCAGGCUGCACAAAAAAACAAAAUUGAAUUGAAUUGA